UUUGUUCUUAAAAUCCGACAUUAUCGUAUUCCUGUUUUACUCUAUGAUUUUAAACCGACAUCUAAGAAUGUGAAUGUACAUAUUUUGGCGGAAGUUGACUUUUCUGCCUAUAAAAAACGAUAAUAGUGCCAUUUGUUAAUUGCCGUCUCAGAUAGUAUUCUAUAUAUGUUACUUGUUUUCAGUCGUAUUCAAAUAAAAGAGCAUUAUAUUAAACAAGUUGAAGUAUAAAUAGCAAAGUCAAAACCAACCCAUCGUCAUCUCAAGCUCGUGCAAUCACGUCUACCUAUAACUAAGAGCAUCGACCGAAGAAGUACUUCUUUAACAAUUUAAAUUCAAAUGAUGGGGUAAGUUUCAUUUCAUUGGUCGGCCCUACUAUCCGUGUGUCCCACCUUCUCAUCUUUCAUAAACUACAUAAAAAUUCAUAUACUUAAAGGCAAAUUAAUGAUUGUAUAUUGUCUAGCUCAUAUAUAUGUCGUGUAUAUAUAUAUUUGCUCACACAUAGUUCAAAUCAAGCGUCUCCAUCUUCAAGCAAAAAUGGCUUCUCUUUUGUUAACAGUUUCACUUCUCUUUGCAGCUUUCUCUUAUCCUCUUGUAGAGGCUGCUUAUUAUAGUAAUAGUUACUACACCACCCCAAAACCAUUACUAAACCCAAUCGAUUCUUGCUGGCGUAGAAACCCUAACUGGGCAUCUAACCGCCGCGCUCUAGCCGAUUGCGCGGUUGGGUUCGGUAAAGCCGCAAUAGGGGGCAAAUACGGGUCAGUCUACGUGGUUACAAACCCAUCGGACAACCCUGAAAACCCUAGACCUGGAACCCUAAGGCACGCCGUGAUUCAAUCUAAACCGCUAUGGAUCACAUUCGCACGUGACAUGGUCAUAGUGUUGCAAAACGAGCUCAUCAUGAACAGCUACAAGACUAUCGACGGAAGAGGAGCCAAGGUGGAAAUCGCAUACGGGGCAUGCAUAACGGUCCAACAUUUGAACCAUAUCAUUAUACAUGGGAUAAGUAUCCAUGAUUGUAAACCGGGUAAGUCGGGUCGGGUGCGCAGCAGUCCGACCCAUAUUGGAAGUAGGAAAGGAUCGGACGGUGACGCAAUCGCCAUAUUUGAUUCUUCACAUAUUUGGAUCGAUCAUUGUUUCUUUUCUCGGUGUCAAGAUGGUUUGAUCGAUGUGCUUCAUGCUUCGACGGCCGUCACUAUUUCUAAUAAUUACUUCACACAGCACGAUAAAGUGAUGUUGCUCGGCCAUAAUGACAAUAAUGUGGAAGAUCGGAUUAUGCGAGUUACAAUUGCAUUCAACCAUUUUGGACCGGGUCUCAUUGAGAGAAUGCCUAGAGUGAGGCUAGGGUAUGCGCAUAUAGCUAACAAUAGAUACGAGAAGUGGCAAAUGUAUGCAAUCGGAGGAAGUGCUAAUCCAACUAUCUUCAGCGAAGGCAACUACUUCGUUGCUUCUGAUGACCCUAGCAAAAAACAGGUGACAAAGAGAAUAGAAAGCGGAUAUGAUUCGAAAAGGUGGAAAUGGAGAACAUCAAAAGACGUUUUCAAGAACGGAGCUUACUUCGUGCAGUCUGGAUACGGAACCGUCACGCCGUUGUACGGAAGAGCAGAGUGGUUUCCGGUGUCCCACGGCUCUCUCGUCCCUUCUCUCACUUCCUCCGCCGGCCCUCUCCGUUGCUACUCCGGCAGGACUUGCUGAUUAUUUAUAAUAUUCAUAAACAUGUUUUGUUUUUGUGUUUUGUGUUUUGCUUUCAACAUCGAGGCGGAAUUCCUGUAUCUGAGGUGUAUUCUGUGAAUUCUUCUUACCCGGGACGGAAUUCAAAUUUAUGGAGGAUCGAUUAUUUUUUUUUUAAAGUUUUUCUUUUUCAAGUUUGUU
Molecule: messenger RNA, 1869 nt
Organism: Brassica napus (rape)
Lineage: Eukaryota; Viridiplantae; Streptophyta; Magnoliopsida; Brassicales; Brassicaceae
Product: putative pectate lyase 2
Exons: 4
Coding region: 442-1692 (416 amino acids)
Molecular function (GO): pectate lyase activity
Source: RefSeq, a predicted model, not a curated record